Aspergillus luchuensis is the source of this 1749-nucleotide messenger RNA. Its product is annotated as putative Patatin-like serine hydrolase. Lineage: Eukaryota; Fungi; Ascomycota; Eurotiomycetes; Eurotiales; Aspergillaceae. The transcript has 2 exons. The record is from RefSeq and is a predicted model, not a curated record. The coding region runs from base 1 to 1749 and encodes 582 amino acids. Gene Ontology annotation, cellular component: membrane. Gene Ontology annotation, biological process: arachidonate metabolic process.
AUGGCAGAUGGUGGCGGCGUCCGUGGUUAUUCCAUGCUUAUCAUCCUCCAAGAACUCAUGUACCGCGUCUACGUCGAAUGUGAAGGCAAAGCUCCUCGUCGCGAUGAAAUUCCCAAACCCUGUGACCACUUCGACCUUAUCGUCGGCACCGGAACCGGUGGCCUGAUCGCCCUCAUGCUGGGCCGGCUACGCCUCGAUCUCGAGACCUGCAAAGAUGUCUAUGUCCGCAUGACCCGCCGCGUGUUCGAAACCGACAAGACUUUCGCCGGCAUUCCUUUCCACAAAACCCUGUUUAAGGCUUCUAAGCUGGAAGAAGCCAUCCGCGAAUGCGUCCGCGAACAUACCGUCUUCGAAGCGGAGGGUAACGAUUUGAGCCCGUCGGCGCGCAAUUCGCUGGCCAGUGCCCCUUUUAGUCCCAACUCCAUGUCGGUGCCCCAGCGCUCGGGCAGUCGCGCUAGCUUCAGUACUACUGGCUCUCAUUCGUCGGGUCAUGCUAGUCAGCGGAAUUCGACAUUUGUGAACGGUUUGCGCUGGGGAAAUCCGGAUGCGCUGUUGUAUGAUAACCGGGAGUAUCGGACGAAAACUGCUGUGACUGCACUCUACAAAGGUACUACAUCCCGCAACGGCUCUACCGUCCUCCUCCGGUCCUACGAUUCGCGCAAGGAACCCCCGCCCGAGUUCAACUGCACCGUCUGGCAGGCUGGUCGUGCCACUUCGGCCACCGGGCUAGCCUUCAAGCCCAUUCAGAUUGGACAGCACGUCUUCAUCGACGAAGGUGCCGGUACCUAUAACCCCUCGCCGCAGGCGCUGGAUGAAGCGGUUAUGAAUGAGUGGCCCGGUCGCGAAAUCGGGGUGUUUGUCAGCGUGGGAACUGGCAAGCGCCCACCAGGCACCAACAAUCGGCAACACGAGUGGUGGGAGGACUUCUUUGGGGAUGCCCUGGGCACAUUCGCAGAAGCCCGUCGACGUCUGAUCGCCAAGAUCGAGGGUUGCGAGGAUAUUCAUUUGGCGAUGCUGCGCGACCAUCUAGCUAAGCGCAAUGUGAGCAAGGACAACUACUACCGGCUGAACGUCGAGGUGGGCGUGGGCGAGUUUGGCAUGAAUGAAUGGAACCGGCUGGCAGACAUCAGCACCAACACACGGCGUUACCUGACGCGACCGGAGGUGAAGCACCAGAUCCUGGAUGCCGGUGUCAAGUUCGCCAAAAUUGAGCGCCAACACCGCCGGCUGGCUGACCAUGCGGCGGCGGGUCAGGUCGACGAUGGGACCUCGUCUAUCAUGCACAGUCCAGUACUGUCGGUGCCGCCGCCAUCGCACCCGAUGGCCGUGGAGCUACCAGCUGAGCUGCCGGGUGACUUUGUGCCUUAUAUCACAACAGAGGACUCACUGCCAGCGCACCCCACGCCACAGGAUACUGUGCUACCAUCACCGGGGCGGACAUCAGGCGACCUGGCCAGUCCGGGGGCUGGCGAGGUCAGUCGGCCUAGCUCACGGACGCACGGGUCCUCUCGACCCAGCACCGGGCAUGGCCACGAUGGCUUGCCUCCACCGGUGCCUCCCAAGACACCGAUUCCUUAUCCUUCUGAGUAUCCCAGUGAACUGGGAGGUAUUCCGAUGCCGAUGCCGACAACGACCAGCCCGGGACACAAUCACAGUGGAAGUUUGAGUGGGAAACUUCGACCGCCAUAUCCAGUGGACGAGCCACCGGUGGUAAACAAGCAGCGGAAGCCGAGUUACCAUGUGCGGUGA